GCCGCACACAGCAGCACUGAGCCCAGAGCUACAUGCAACAGGAGUCAUGCUUUGUCCUCUGUUAUAGUUUAUGGUCAUGGCUAAACAGUACGACAUCUUGUUCCGGCUGCUGAUGCUCGGAGACUCGGGGGUCGGGAAGACGUGCAUGUUGCGCAGGUUCACGGAGAGUGACUUUGACCCCACACACAUUUCCACCAUCGGAGUUGAUUUUAAGAUGAAAACACUAGAGCUAGAUGGCAUCAGAGUGCGAGUACAGAUAUGGGACACGGCCGGGCAAGAACGUUAUCAGACCAUCACCAAACAGUACUACAGGCGUGCACAGGGUAUCAUCUUCGCGUACGACAUCACAAGCGAGUCGUCCUUUCAGCACCUGGUGAAGUGGGUCGGUGAUGUGGAUGAAUACGCCCCAGGCAAGGUGCAGAGGAUCUUGGUAGGAAACAAGUCUGAUGAAGAGCUGAGGAGGCAGGUGACAAGGGAACAAGGAAGCAAGCUAGCAGAAUCCUAUGGGAUGGAGUUCUUUGAGACCAGUGCCUCCACGGGCAGUAACGUCACUGAGGCCUUCACUCGUGUGACAGAACUGGUACUGCAGGCUCACAAGAGAGAUGUGGACAACUUGUUGGGAUCUCUGGAUGAUUAUCUGGCGCAGGCUGGACUGGAAGAAGAGAAAAGCAGUGAAAGCACCACCAACAACAACAACAACACACAGAAGAGCUGCGCCUGUUAGAAAGAGGGCCAUCACACAGCAAAUACUGUAGCUAAAGACAUUUCAUUCCCCACUGUGACCUGACUCAGCACUCCUCUGCCUUGUUCAUAGAUACUGUGACCUGUUGGCCAGGAGGGUGCUCCUUUGGUUUCACUUUUCUUAAAUCAGUAAAUGUAGUUAGCAGCAGCCACCAGCAGAGGGCUCAAUCUGUUGCAUUAUCACUGAACCCUGCAUGAAGGUAGCUCUGUAUUCGUUUACUCCAACAAAACUACCAGUGCACACGCUCUCUUUAUUUAUAACUUGUGGAAUGCACUGUAUAUCGACAAAUCGAUUGGUAACUUGUGGAUCCAUACCCAAGAGGUCGUUUUAUUCAGUUGCAAACAGUGUAUAUGCUACAACAAGGUAGCCAGAGGACAGAGUUGAAUUAUUUACACCUCGAAACUCAAACCAAGCAGGGUUGGAUUCUUUUACACAAUGAGCUUAUUUCCUCGACGGAGGCAGUGUUGUGCCAUGUUCGAUGAUGAUUGUUCUAAAUGCAGUGCAUGUUUGUUUACCAUCCUGAACGUAUAUGUACAGUUUGUUUUAUGAAUGUGACUGGUAUUGCCUACUGUAAGUUAUGCAUGUAAGCAGCGUUACUGCUGCUUAAUAUGAUGUUUUCAGGGUUUUCUGAGGUGCCACAGAUAUGACAUUUUAAUAUAAUGUUUGAAACUCAUGGAUGUUGCAAAAAAAUUAAGCAAUGUAUACAUUAAUAAAUUUAA
Epinephelus fuscoguttatus (brown-marbled grouper) is the source of this 1461-nucleotide messenger RNA. RefSeq names its product ras-related protein Rab-15-like. Gene Ontology annotation, molecular function: GTP binding; GTPase activity. The record is from RefSeq and is a predicted model, not a curated record. The transcript is spliced from 7 exons. Lineage: Eukaryota; Metazoa; Chordata; Actinopteri; Perciformes; Serranidae. Bases 71 to 724 code for a protein of 217 amino acids.